This is a messenger RNA of Elephantulus edwardii (Cape elephant shrew), 855 nucleotides long. Its product is annotated as ATP synthase mitochondrial F1 complex assembly factor 2-like. Gene Ontology annotation, biological process: mitochondrial proton-transporting ATP synthase complex assembly. The record is from RefSeq and is a predicted model, not a curated record. NCBI's taxonomy places the organism in Eukaryota, Metazoa, Chordata, Mammalia, Macroscelidea, Macroscelididae. Bases 1 to 855 code for a protein of 284 amino acids. Gene Ontology annotation, cellular component: mitochondrion. The transcript has 8 exons.
AUGCUGUGGAGCUGCUUCCAGCUGCAGAACUGGGGGCGCUGCCUUCUGAAAGGCGCUUUGCCUGGUCCUGUGGUGUUGGGGCCUAAUUCCCAACUCCAUGCUCGGGCUUAUGCCCCGCCAGCAGAAAGAAAACGUUUUUAUCAGAAUGUCACUAUCACCCAGGGUGAAGGUGGCUUUGAGAUAAACCUGGAUCACAGGAAGCUGAAAACCCCUCAAGCCAAGCUCUUUACGGUCCCCAAUGAGGCCUUGGCCACUGCAGUGGCCACUGAAUGGGACUCACAGCAGGAUACCAUCAAGUUCUACACUAUGCACCUGACCACAUUGUGCAACACUUCUUUGGACAACCCAACCCAGCGAAACAAGGACCAACUGAUCCGGGCAGCUAUGAAGUUUCUGGAAACUGAUACCAUCUGCUACAGAAUAGAGGAGCCGGAGACAUUAGUGGAACUUCAGAAGAAUGAGUGGGACCCCAUGAUCAAGUGGGCCAAUAAGAGGUAUGAUGUAGAGAUUGGCACCUCUACCAGCAUCCUGGGGCCUAGCAUCCCAGCCAAAACUCAGGAGACACUUACCAGCUAUCUGGCAUCUUACAACAUGUGGGCCCUCCAAGGGAUUGAAUUUGUGGUGGCCCAGCUUAAAUCCAUGGUGUUGACCCUAGGCCUGAUGGAUUUGCACCUGACAGUGGAGAAGGCUGUGCUGCUUUCUCGCCUGGAGGAGGAGUACCAGAUCCAGAAGUGGGGCAACAUCAAGUGGGCCCACAACUAUGAGCUUCAAGAGCUGCGGGCCCGCACAGCCGCUGGCACCCUCUUUGUGCACCUCUGUUCUGAGAGCACGACUGUCAAACAAAAGAUCCUGUAG